Messenger RNA from Microtus ochrogaster (prairie vole), 4601 nucleotides. It is a transcript of the gene Cc2d2b, whose product is annotated as coiled-coil and C2 domain containing 2B. Lineage: Eukaryota; Metazoa; Chordata; Mammalia; Rodentia; Cricetidae. Gene Ontology annotation, cellular component: ciliary transition zone. The record is from RefSeq and is a predicted model, not a curated record. The transcript has 34 exons. Gene Ontology annotation, biological process: protein localization to ciliary transition zone; non-motile cilium assembly.
AUGAAAAAGAUCUCAAAGAGAAGAGAAGAGAUUUUUAAAAAGAUGUCAGGAGCAGCGUACAGCGGUACAGAAGAAAUGACGGACAGGCAUCUCUCAAAAGAUUUAGAUGCAGAAGAAAAUCGAAACAUAACAGAAACACUGAGAGGCAAAGUAAGAGAAAAACUAAAAAAUGCUAAGAUCAGUCAAGGUGAAAAGUCCUCAGCUCAGCUGCUCACUGAUACAAAGAUUCAUCAAUGGUCUAAGGUUAACCCCCAGACUGAAGUCUUGCUGGAUGAAGGUCUCUCAUUUUUUAUCCUGAGUGGGGAAGAAGACUCAGUCGUGAGGCGAUCUGCUCAGCAGAAAUCAGUCAGUGAUAGUUACUUCAAACCCUCUGCAUUUGGUGAUAGUUCACAAAACGUUGCUGAGGGCCGAGACGAGGAUUUUGCGGAAGAAGUCAUUUUAGUGGAUUUAUUUGAAAUAAAAGCUGCAGAAUAUGAAGAUGAUCAAGAGCAGAUACAAAAACAGGAGGCAAAUAUUUUUUUGCCAAGUAGUUCUCCAGUGGCCAGCCAGCGUAAACUGCCAAAAGGCAUGAUGCCGCGCAUCUUAGAAGAUGAAGGACUCUACACUACAAAAAAGCCAGUGACGUGUAAAAAGAUCUGCAACAAAAUGGAAAACCGCCUUCUCAGCCUCCAGGAGGGAAAAUGUUGGUUCGAAGAAAGUGGAGAGAUAAUGUCAUUGCCUUCACCUAUUAGACAGUCUUGGAACUUUAGGAUCAGCACAAGCAAGGAAUCUCUGAAUCCAGCACUGAAGACUGUACACAGGAAGGCAGUGAAAUCUGACCUGGGAUGCUGUUUUAGGAACAGAAUGGAUGGUCAAAGGGAAAUGUACCAAUUAGAUCUUAACAUCGUGGGCUUGCAGUUCAGCCAUCACCCGCUCUUCAAUCAAGAACAAGUCCUGUGUGCCAGGCUGCUCCAGCUCUGUGAGUCUUUCCAGGACAGGCAGAAGCAGAGCUUAUCUCAGCUGCUCUAUGAGAAGCUCAAAGCACUGACAGAGACUACCAAACGCGCUAGCAAAAACACAGAAAUAAACCAGUUUACUGGGGAAACAUUACAAGAUUAUUACUGGCAGAUAAGAGACACAAAGCGACUGUAUGACGCAGAAAGGGAAAAGGACUACGCCCUACUGCACAGUGUUUUGCAGACUUGGAAACAGAUGAAAUCACUCCGGCAAAAGCAAGGAUUUACAAGCACCCCAGUGAAGCUGCAGUUCCAUAGGAUAAAAACGAACACAUGGAAUGAGCAGAACCAAGCAGAAAUGACAGGAACCAAAAGCUACAGAGAAACCCUGUCUCGAAAAAUCCAAAAAAAAUAAAAUAAAAUAAAUUAUCUCUCCUCCUCUUUUGGUUUCUAGAGAUUCCCCCAUCCAGCUUCAGAGCUGGAAAGAAUGGAAAUGGAUAGAAUGAAGCCAGUUACGCUGGUGCCGUGGCUUUCUUUCUCAGCAGAGCUAACCAACGUGUCCAAGUGUUCAUUGUAUGAGCAAAAGAGGAGAGCCAAAAUUCAGAAGCUCAAAUAUUUUAUCAAAAUAUUUUACAAUGAUAAGCAGGUUUCUUGCACUUCUGUGUCUCCCCUACAGCUUGAUUUUAAAGUCAUGUUUCAACAGAUUUUUAACAUUCAACUGUUAUACUGGCCCGAAACAAUUUGCUUGGAGGUUUAUGAAAUAAGCAAAAGGGCAAGUUUACUGGUUAAACUCUAUCUGCCUUUACCUAACAAGACGGAGCUGAAAGACAAGACUACCCUGGAAUAUACAGAAUUUAGCUCCGAUAAACUGGUCGCACCGCUGGAUGGAGGCGUAGGGAGCAAUGUGCCUUUUAAUCUCGAGGGAAGUGAGAAUGAAGAACUUUGUCUUUUAACCUCGGGAAAACUUAGCUAUUCCCUCUCAUGGGCUUUAGAUGAAAAUGGAAUUCCUUUGACACCCGUAUCGCAGUCAUUGCGAUCUGCCUACUGCAGUGUGCUGAGGAACGUUGAUGCCAGAGGUGUUCCUGGACUCCCGUGGCCCGUGAACUCACAAAAGCUUUCUGACUGGGCAGAUGACAUCAGGAUCGAUCCAAAUAAUCCAGAGUAUUCAGAUAUAACAGAGCUUAUUAUGUAUUUGAGACAUAAAGGGCAGGAAAUCCCAAAAUAUUUCCGUCUCGAGCAGUUGCAAGAUGAAUUUAACUUUGUGUCUGAGGAAGAAAUGAAAAGGAGCAAACGCUUCCAGCUGCUGCAGCUGAGAAAUGCCGGCCAGCUAGAUCUCUUCCUUCUGCAGCAGAUGCCUCUCUACGACAAGGAGAUUCCAGACAUAGUCUUCCAGGAAUAUGAAAGUCAGGCACAGAAGGAUAUGUCCAUCUCAGAUGUGAACUCUAUCACCGCCCAAAGGAUUGAUUCUGUCAAUUUCCUGAGGAAGGUGAGAAGGUUGAUAAUGAAAAGAAUCAUCAAAGUCAGCAAAUUUAACUUAUCAGAUAUUGUGGCUGACUAUGAAGAAAUUGUAUCUACAAGCCAGUUGACAGAUGCGAUUUGUAAGUUCAUUGAACCACGAAGGAAGUUAAAGCCUCAGAGGAAAGAAAGAAGAAAAGUCACAGCACAGACUGUCUCUGAUGGGGAUAUAAAGAUUCUGGUCAGGAUCCUGAGGGCCUACAACAUUCCUACCAGAAAAAAAAUAACUCAUAGGUAAGGUGAUGGGCUCCAAUGUCUGAAGUCAUCCAUGUCUCGCCAUAGACAUCAAGAAGCAAUCAAAUCUAUAGUCUUGAAUGACUUCUUAAAUGAGGGUACUGUGCACCCUUUCAUAGAAGUUUCUUUUCAACAGACUGUAUAUCAAACCAAUACUGCUAGCGGAUCUCAUCCAUGCUGGAAUGAAGAAAUCAAAGUAGAUUUUAUCUCACCAGGACAUGAUUACAGCUUCUCUAGUUUAUCGAAAAUAAAAGAUAAUAUACACAUCAACGUUUUUGAUGAAGUGGUAAUUGAGAAACAUGAGGACCAUUGUCUUAAGAGCUGCAGUGCUCACUCCUACAUACAAAAGAACUGGCUGGGCUCUGUCAGCUUCCCCUUCUCAGCUCUUCUGCAGCAGUCUGAGAUUAGCGGGACAUUUCAAGUGAACAUUCCGCCCGUUUUGCUUGGGUACACCUGGAGUAACACUUACGUCCCUCCUAGAGAAGACUGCAGUGGGCAGAAUCCAAAAGAAUGUACCUUCCUAAAUAUUUUUGCUACAAUUGAACCUCAGAUAUCAUAUAUCACAUUCAAUCCGAAACUAGAUGAGUUUUCAGAUCAAAUGGACAUUUUGCAGCGAGCACAGACUUUUACCAGGAACUGUAAGGCCAUGUUUCCCAACCGAAGAGUCGUGACCACUGUUUUUAAUGGUGAAGGGAUGCAGGUCUUUGUAACAAGAUACAUCAAGGCGCUGAAUCCACCGCAGCAGCUUCUGGAUAUAUUUCUUCAGGACUCGAAUGCUACCCUUGACCUCAUCGCUCGAUUUGUAUCUUUGAUUCCUUUUACAACAGAAACAUUGGAUGAGAAUGGUGGUUUUGACAUAUGGAUGACAUCAGAGUGCUGCAUCAGUUUGGCUAUUGGAAAUAAAGAAGAACAUGCCAUACUUCUCUGUAAUUUCUUUCUGUAUUUCGGAAAGAAGGCGUUGGUGCUCCUGGGGACCUCAGUCCUAGAAGGCCAUGUGGCUUUUGUAUUAACCCAAGAAACUGGAGAGUCUUUGCUUUGGAAUCCAUCAACGGGGCAGUGUCAUAAGCAGUUUGACCCAUUUUGCCCCUUGCAAAGUGUGGAUUGUUUGUUCAAUGAUAGGAAUGUCUGGUUUAAUAUUCAACAAAAUAAUACACCGAUGGCUGUGCAUUUUGACUACUCAAAAGAAAGCUUCUGGAAACAGUUGCUGCCAAAAGACUUCCCGGGGACAAAAGCCCAAAGUGUACAGCCUGAAGAAAUAGUUUAUUCUGACACUAAUAAAAGCAUGGUGGAAGAUCUGAAGAGCAGGCUGGAAAGGGCACUGAAGUGUAAAAUGAUGGAAUGGCGGCCUAAGCACCCCACACGCUGGAAUCGACAGUGCACGUCUGUCCUGCGACAAAUCCUUCCUAAGCUAGAGUUUUACAAGGGAAGUUUUGCCUCAUUUGAAGACAGCGAGUUAGAAAGGCUGCUACAGUUUUACUGGGUCACAGGAUUUCCCAUCCAGAUGCCCUACACAGAUGUCCAGUCAGUCAUUGAUGCCGUCUACCAGACUGGAAUUCACUCUUCUGAAUUUCCCCAGACGGAGUUUGCUUUAGCUGUGUACAUUCAUCCAUAUCCAAACAACAUAUUAUCCGUGUGGGUCUAUCUGGCGUCCUUAGUCCGCUAUCAGUGAGCGGGAAGAAGGGGAAUGCAAAGCACUGUGGUUCCUAGAUCCAAGCUGUCUUGUCACCUUGAGAUUUUGCUGUUUAUUUUCAAGAUCACCAAUGCUGGACAUAAUUAGGAUUCCUGAGUAGAGCUGGGAACUAGGAAGACCACAUCAGUAUCCCUUCUCCAGGCUUUGAGGGUAAGUUUAGAUAUCUCCUUAUCAACCUACCUCUUCUGCGAGCUCCUCAGGCAGUCUGGCUACUUUGUGUACCAAAG